Messenger RNA from Prunus armeniaca (apricot), 1461 nucleotides. The record is from the annotation of a GenBank genome assembly. Lineage: Eukaryota; Viridiplantae; Streptophyta; Magnoliopsida; Rosales; Rosaceae.
AUGAAGGAAAUGAGAGGGAAAGUUGCGGAGGAGACGGUGAACGAGAGAUACACACAGUGGAAGUCGCUGGUGCCAGUGCUCUACGACUGGCUCGCCAACCACAACCUCGUUUGGCCUUCUCUCUCUUGCAGAUGGGGUCCGCAACUAGAGCAAGCCACUUAUAAGAACCGUCAGCGCCUGUAUCUUUCCGAACAGACUGAUGGCAGUGUUCCAAAUACACUUGUCAUUGCGAACUGUGAAGUUGUCAAACCUAGGGUUGCAGCUGCAGAGCACAUAUCACAGUUCAAUGAAGAAGCACGCUCUCCUUUUGUAAAAAAGUAUAAAACUAUUAUACAUCCUGGUGAGGUGAACAGAAUAAGGGAACUCCCACAGAAUAGUAAGAUAGUGGCCACACACACUGACAGUCCUGAUGUUCUCAUUUGGGAUAUUGAGGCUCAACCUAAUCGACAUGCUGUCCUGGGAGCUUCAAAUUCUCGUCCAGAUCUGCUAUUGACUGGUCAUCAAGAUUAUGCCGAAUUCGCUCUUGCUAUGUGCCACUCUGAACCCUUUGUGCUCUCUGGAGGGAAGGAUAAAUCAGUGAUUUUGUGGAGUAUUCAUGAUCAUAUCUCAUCUUUAGCAUCAGAUCCAGGGUCUGCAAGGUCUCCAGGAUCUGGAGGUGCCAAUGCUAAACAUGCCUCUAAGACUGGUGGGAGUAAUGACAAACCCACAGACAGCCCUUCUGUUGAGCCACGGGGUAUCUAUCAAGGGCAUGGGGAUACUGUUGAGGAUGUGCAAUUCUGCCCAACUAGUGCACAAGAGUUCUGUAGUGUAGGCGAUGAUUCUUGCCUCAUACUGUGGGAUACAAGAGCUGGCUCUAGUCCAGUUGUCAAGGUUGAGAAAGCUCAUGAUGCUGAUCUUCAUUGUGUUGAUUGGAAUCCGAAUGACGUCAAUCUCAUUCUUACAGGGUCUGCUGAUAAUACCGUUCGCAUGUUUGAUCGCCGGAACCUCACUUCCGGGCAAGUUGGAUCACCCAUUUAUACAUUUGAGGGUCAUAAUGCAGCUGUCCUCUGUGUACAGUGGUCUCCUGACAAGUCAUCUGUCUUUGGGAGUUCUGCUGAGGAUGGUGUAUUAAACAUCUGGGAUCAUGAAAAGAUUGGUAAGAAGCAAGACUCUGUUGGAUCAAAGCCGUCAAAUGCUCCUCCAGGAUUGUUCUUCCGACAUGCUGGUCAUAGGGACAAGAUUGUUGAUUUUCAUUGGAAUGCAUCUGAUCCGUGGACAAUAGUCAGUGUUUCUGAUGAUUGUGGAAGUACCGGAGGUGGUGGUACACUCCAGGCCCGAGGAAGAGGUCCUCGCAGAGCUGGAUACGUUCAAAUCGCACCUAAUGGCAUGCCAGGCGUGAUGUCUCCUGCACAUUUCCAGAAAACGUUGGAUAAACUCAACCCUCUUUCUUUAAUCUUUCGAACCGGUCUGCAAAGGCAAUGA